This is a messenger RNA of Drosophila suzukii, 754 nucleotides long. NCBI's taxonomy places the organism in Eukaryota, Metazoa, Arthropoda, Insecta, Diptera, Drosophilidae. The record is from RefSeq and is a predicted model, not a curated record.
GCUGAGUGAAGUGGCCUCUAAUUGGGCUUAUACAUUGAUGGCUACAAACCGAAGGCAGCAUAGCACCAAUGGAUAUGGAGAAAAUCUCUACUGGACCAGCCUGACAAAUCCAAAUCCCGCUGAUGUAGUUAGAGCUUGGUAUAACGAGAUUUCGGAAUACAACUGGAAUUACCCUUCGUUCAGCAAGCAGACUGGGCACUUCACUCAGUUGGUGUGGAAGAGUACCAGUGAGUUGGGCGUCGGUGUUGCCCAAAGGGGAGACGACAUCUAUGUUGUGUGCAACUAUAAUCCCCCUGGCAAUAUUAAAAACCAGUUCAAGAAGAACUUUGAGCAACAAGUUCUUAAUGCCCACAACUAUUAUCGGGCCAUGCAUAAUGCUCCACCAUUGACUCUGAACCCCAAGCUAAGUCAACUGGCGUCCAACUGGGCCUAUAAAUUGAUGGCUAAGAAUCGCAUGGAGCAUAGUCAGAACGGAUAUGGAGAAAAUAUCUACUGGGCCUCCUUCUCAAAGCAGGAAGGUAAAGAUGCCGUCAAGGCCUGGUACAAUGAGAUUUCUCUUUACAACUGGAAUUACCCCUCGUUUAGUAAGCAGACUGGGCACUUCACUCAGUUGGUGUGGAAGAGUUCAACUGAGUUGGGUGUAGGUUUUGCCAAAAGCGGCAAUGGCAUCUUUGUUGUGUGCAACUAUAAUCCCCCUGGAAACUACAAAAACCAGUUCAAAAAGAACGUAGCUCAUCCAACUUAUUAUCAUUAA